Molecule: messenger RNA, 6118 nt
Organism: Microplitis mediator
Lineage: Eukaryota; Metazoa; Arthropoda; Insecta; Hymenoptera; Braconidae
Product: serine/threonine-protein phosphatase 6 regulatory ankyrin repeat subunit B-like
Exons: 7
Coding region: 146-5269 (1707 amino acids)
Molecular function (GO): protein binding
Source: RefSeq, a predicted model, not a curated record
UAUCAUGUACUGGCACGUGGUAGAAAUUUUUUACUUUAGGGAAUUGUUACAAAAUGGUCCAAUAAUUAAAAAUUUGAUAAAUCAUCAUAAAUAUUUUCUAGCCGUGAAUGUCUGAAGCCCACUUGGUUUUUUGAGGACCAAUAGUAUGCGCAGCAGAGAAUUUAACGAAAUCACAGCAGAAUCAGCCGCUUUAUCUUACCAACAAGUCCGUGAAAAAAUAAUGCAAGGAGAGAUGGACGUUAACACAAAAUAUCCAGGAGCUUCAACCGAUCCAUCAGUUUUACAAUUAGCCGUCAAAGAACAAGACUCCGAAUUUAUUGACCAUCUUCUUCAGAAUAACGUCGACGUCAAUGUUGCCACUAGGUCGUGUGAGCCAGCGUUAAAUCUCGCAAUCCGCGCAAACAAUCCCGAGUUGGUUAAAAAAUUAAUCAGUUCAGUCACUGAUUUAAAUUCCGCAUCGUAUAAUUACAAAGAAGACUAUGAUAAUUGGCCGCGACUUUACGUGCUUGGUAAAAAAUGGCAUGGAAUCAAAUACAAUUUCCCGCCGGGUUUCCGUCAGCAGGCUGUCAAAAAAUCAACACCCUUAGCGACUGUCCUUGACUUGGCAAUAACUGUCGGGAGUAUUGAAAUAAUUGACAUAUUAUUGAACGCGGGAGCUAAAAUAAAUCCAUCUACCAAAGGUAUUAAGCCUCUGCACUGGGCAAUUGCUCAAAAUAAAUAUGAGAUUGUUGAACAUCUGAUAAAACAUGGAGCAGACAUCAACGAUAUAUCUGAUUACAGAACACCCUUACAAAUUGCCGUUGAAAAAGAAAGUAAAAAAAUGGUAGAAUUACUUAUUGAGAAGAAAGUUGAUAUUGAUAUAUGUCCGCCAAAUGGUCAACCAGCUAUCAAUAUUGCGAUAGAGAAUAAUUAUUCGGAGAUAGUAUACAUAUUGCUGGAUGCUGGCGCUGCGGUAAAUCCUGGCAUACAAAUAUGCCCACCAUUAUUUGAAGCUAUUUGUGCAAAAAAUUAUGAACUCGCUAAGCAUUUGAUUAAUCUUGGAGCUGAUGUUAAUGUUAAUUCCAACAAAAAAACACUAGUACAAUUAGCUAUUUUGGUAGACGAUAAAAAAAUCUUGGAGCUACUGAUUAAAAAUAAAGCCAACAUGAAUGUAAGUACUGGUAUAGGAACUGCUCUACAUGUAGCCGUUCAAAGGGGUUGUUUAGAUUACGUUAAAAUUUUGUUGAAAGCUGGUGCUGAUCUUUAUGCACCUUCUCAUCUAGGCACAUUAACACAUUUUUCACUUUCUCUUGGUAAAGAAUUUAUAUUCGAUUUCCUGCUGGACAUUGGUAUUAAUUUGAUUCAAGAUAAUUACCUGGCGCUAGUCAAUGCUGGUGGUUUUGACAGUCAUAAUGAUGAUCUCAAGAUAAAGAUUAAAAAUUAUGUUGUGAAGUUGAAAGCUGGUGAUUUUCAUGUCGAGCCGAAAAAUUUUAAGUUUCUUGAAGAUGAAGAGUUCAAUGUUUUUUAUAAUGAAUGUCGCAAAGAAAUUGAAUUGAUGAAAAAUAGCAAAAUUAAAGGAACCAGUUGUAGUUACUACGAUGUACUGCACAAAAGUAAACAAGAAUUGGCUACUGAUUUGGAAAAUAUUGGUGACAAUGUUGGAGUUUUGAAUGAAGAACAAUUAAGAUCCAAGUUUCCGUUGUAUGGAGGAAUGGUUUGCUAUCGACUGGAAUAUGAGCAGGGAAAAAAUUUGGGUGAAGCUGCUGGCGAUCAUUUAGCGACCUCAUUGCUAAUGAAUUCGUCAUUUUCAUGUUUACUUGAUACCGAUGAUGAUAAUGAUGAUAAUGAUGAUUUGGAUACUGAUACUGAAGAUGACAAAAGAACCAACAUCGAAUUUGAAAAUAAUAAAAUGGCAGCAGAGUCAGCCGCUUUAUCUUACCAACAAGUCCGUGAAAAAAUAAUGCAAGGAGAGAUGGACGUUAACACAAAAUAUCCAGGAGCUUCAACCGAUCCAUCAGUUUUACAAUUAGCCGUCAAAGAACAAGACUUCGAAUUUAUUGACCAUCUUCUUCGGAAUAACGUCGACGUCAAUGUCGCCACUAGGUCCUGUGAGCCAGCGUUAAAUCUCGCAAUCCGCGCAAACAAUCCCGAAUUGGUCAAAAAAAUAAUCAGUUCAGUUACUGAUUUAAAUUCCGCAUCGUAUAAUUACAAAGAAGACUAUGAUAAUUGGCCGCGAUUUUACAUACUUGGUAAAAAAUACCAUAAAAUCAAAAACAGUAACCCUCCGGGUUUCGAUCAGCCGGCUGUCGAACAGCCAACACCCUCAGGGACUGUCCUUGACUUGGCAAUAACUGUCGGUAGUAUUGAAAUAAUUGACAUAUUAUUGAACGCAGGAGCUAAAAUAAAUCCAUUUACCAGCGGUAUUAAGCCACUGCACUGGGCAAUUGCUCAAAAUAAAUAUGAGGUUGUUGAACAUCUGAUAAAACAUGGAGCAGACAUCAACGAUAUAUCUGAUUACAGAACACCCUUACAAAUUGCCGUUGAAAGAGAAAAUAAAAAAAUAGUAGAAUUACUUAUUGAGAAGAAAGUUGAUAUUAAUAGAGGUGGGACGAACGGUAAAUCAGCUAUCAAUAUUGCUAUAGAGAAUGAUUAUUUGGAGAUGGUAUACAUUUUGCUGGAUGCUGGCGCUGCGGUAAAUCCUGACAUGCCAGUAUGCCCACCAUUACAUACGGCUAUUUUUGAAAAAAAUUACGAACUUGCUGAGCAUUUUAUUAAUCUUGGCGCUGAUAUUAAUGUUAUUUACAAAAGAAAAACACCAGUACAGCUAGCUAUUUCACGAGAUGACAAAAAAAUAUUGGAGCUAUUGAUAAAAAAUAAAGCUAACUUAGAUAUUUUCACAGAUGAGGGCAUUGCUCUACAAACAGCUGUCUGUUGGGGUAAUUUGGAAUGCAUGAAAAUUUUGUUGAAAGCUGGUGCUGAUCUUUAUCCACCUUAUCCACGUACAUUGGCACAUAUAUCACUUGAUUAUCAUAGAGAAUUUAUAUUUGAUUUCUUGUUAGACAUUGGUAUCAAUUUUAUUAAUGAAAGUUACCUGACGCUAAUCAAUGCUGGUCAUAAGAGUCAUGAUGAUGCUCUCAAGAUGAAAAUUAAAAAUUAUAUUGUCAAGUUGAAGGCUGGUGAUUUUCAUGUCGAGCCCAAAAAUUUGCAGUUUGUUGAAGAUGAAGAAUUCAAUGAUUUUUAUAAUAAAUGUCGCAAAGAAAUUGAACUGAUGAAAAAUAGUAAAAUUGACGGAACCAGUUGUGGUUACUACGAUGUACUGCACAAAAGUAAACAAGAAUUGGCUGCUGAUUUAAAAACGAUCGGUGACAAUGUUGGAGUUUUGAAUGAAGAACAAUUAAGAUCCAAGUUUCCGUUGUAUGGAGGAAUGGUUUGCUAUCGACUGGAAUAUGAGCAGGGAAAAAAUUUGGGUGUAACUGCUGAUGAUCACGUCAGUUUAGCGACCUCAUUGCUAAUGAAUUCGUCAUUUUCAUGUUUACUUGAUGCCGAUGAUGAUAAUGAUGAUGACGACGUUUUAGAUACUGAUACUGAAGAUGACAAAAGUUCUACAAAUGAAACUGAAGGAGUUGCUAAAAAGAAAAAGAAAUUAACAAAACUCAAUGAGAUUCUCACAUUGGCAGUCAAAACCAACAUCGAAUUUAAAAAUAAUAAAAUGACAGCAGAGUCAGCCGCUUUAUCUUACCAACAAGUCCGUGAAAAAAUAAUGCAAGGAGAGAUGGACGUUAACACAAAAUAUCCAGGAGCUUCAACCGACCCAUCAGUUUUACAAUUAGCUGUCCAGGAACAAGACUCCGAAUUUAUUGACCAUCUUCUUCGGAAUAACGUUGACGUCAAUGUCGCCACAGAGUCCUGUGAGCCAGCGUUAAAUCUCGCAAUCCGCGCAAACAAUCCCGAGUUGGUUAAAAAAAUAAUCAGUUCAGUCACUGAUUUAAAUUCCGCAUCGUAUAAUUACAAAGAGGACUAUGAUAACUGGCCGCGAUUUUACAUACUUGGUAAAAAAAUCCAUGAAAUGCAAAACAGUUUUCUUCUGAGUAUGGGUCAGCCGGCUGAAAAAGAGUCAAUACCCUCAGGGACUAUCCUUGAUUUGGCGAUAACUGUCGGCAGUAUUGAAAUAAUUGACAUAUUAUUGAACGCAGGAGCUAAAAUAAAUCCAUUUACCAGCGGUAUUAAGCCAUUGCACUGGGCAGUUGCUCAAAAUAAAUAUGAGGUUGUUGAACAUCUGAUAGAACAUGGAGCAGACAUCAACGAUAUUUCUGAUAGCAGAACACCCUUACAAAUUGCCGUUGAAAAAGAAAAUAAAAAAAUAGCAGAAUUACUUAUUGAGAAGAAAGCUGAUAUUAAUAGAGUCGGGCCAAAUAGUACAUCAGCUAUUAAUUUUGCAAUAGAGAAUAAUUAUUCAGAAUUGGUAUACAUAUUGCUAGAUGCUGGCGCUCCGGUAAAUCCUGGCAUAGAAGUACGCCCACCAUUACUUGCGGCUGUUUUUGCUAGAAAUUACGAACUUGCUGAGCAUUUGAUUAAUCUUGGAGCUGAUGUUAAUGUUAAUUACAAAAGAAGAACACCAGUACAGCUAGCUAUUUCAAGAGAUGAUAGAAAAAUAUUGGAGCUACUGAUUAAAAAUAAAGCUGACAUGAAUAUAAGUACAAGUAUGGGAACUCCUCUUCAUACAGCUGUCUUUAGCGGUAAUUUAGAAUGCAUUAAAAUUUUGUUGAAAGCUGGUGCUGAUCUUUAUCCGCCUAAUUUAAGUACAUUGUCACGAUUUUCACUUUCUCAGAAUAAAGAAUUUGUCUUUGAUUUCUUGUUGGACAUUGGUAUCAAUUUUAUUGAUGACAGUUACCUGACGCUCAUCAAUGCUGGUUCUGGUAAGCAUGAUAAUGCUCUCAAAUUGAAGAUUAAAAAUUAUAUUGUCAAGUUGAAGGCUGGUGAUUUUCAUGUCGAGCCGAAAAAUUUGCAGUUUGUUGAAGAUGAAGAAUUCAAUGAUUUUUAUAACGAAUGUCGCAAAGAAAUUGAACUGAUGAAAAAUAGUAAAAUUGAAGGAACCAGUUGUAGUUACUACGAUGUACUGCACAAAAGUAAACAAGAAUUGGCUGCUGAUUUAAAAACUAUUGGUGACAAUGUUGGUGUUUUGAAUGAAGAACAAUUAAGAUCCAAGUUUCCGUUGUAUGGAGGAAUGGUUUGCUAUCGACUGGAAUAUGAGCAGGGAAAAAAAUUGGGUGAAACUGCUGAUGACCAGUAAAAUUUAUGGUCCAAAUUUAUUUUUAUACCAGAAAAUCCUCAAUAUUUUUGUAAUUAAAUAAGAUUAUUUUUUAUGCCGAUCAAGAUUUCUACCUCAGUAAACAAAUAAUUAAUUAUUAUACAGAACUUAAAUAUUUGUACUACUAUUAAUAUGCAAUUAGUCAUAAGAUCAAUUACGCGAGUAAUUAUGUAAAUAAUGAUUGUUAUGAUUUAUAAAUAAACGUCUACUGACAAUAGACAAUUUGAAUAAAAAGACAUUUUUAAUUCGACUUCAAAGAUUUAAAUAAAAUAUUGAUAGCGUUAAUUUUGUAAAGUAGAAGGAAGCGCCGUGCAGUAAAUAAAGUAACUCGCGUUAAUAAAUAAUUGAAUAAAUAAAUAAAAAUGAUAAAGUCAUUGCUGUCAUUCAUACCGUCUCAUUCAGACAAAAAGACCGUGUGUAAAAAAUCUAAUGAAAAAGUUAACGAAAAUCUUUUAUUUGUUUUGGUUUCGCUGGUCGGCUUGUGCCUUUUACGCGUUGAUUUUAUUGUUAUACUCAUCAUUGUAAUUCUCAUGUACAUGCUGUAUAUAAACAGCGUCAGCUUAGCGACCUCAUUGCUUAUGAAUUCGUCAUUUUCAUGUUUACUUGAUGCCGAUGAUGAUAAUGAUGAUGACGACGAUUUAGAUACUGAUACUGAAGAUGACAAAAGUUCUACAAAUGAAACUGAAGAAGUUCCAAAAAAGAAAAAGAAAUUACCAAAACUCGAUGAUUAAUUUCUGUUAAAAUUUUCACUUUAUAUUAGUUGAGAAAAACUGAAUAAAUUUAUUUGAAAUCAUUAAUUUCUUUAAAAGUUAAUGCUUAUAUUAGUUAAGA